AUGGAGUCUGCGCCUGGGAACAAGCCAAAACCGUUAGAGAGAUCAUAUCUGUCUGCGGCGGUUGAAUCAAUCUCACCAUGGGGAGGUUCGCGAGCAACUACUCCUAAAGCAACAACGCCCACCUUUUCUGGAGAAGGUUCCGGUUUAAAGAAUCAACAUGGCGGAGAUCACAGCACAAACCAUUGGCAUGGAUGGAGCACUAAGAAUUACCCUCAAGAUUGUCCUCCGCUGAAUCCAAGAUGGUAUCAUGCGGUUGAUAUCCCCAAAAGAAAACCCAAGAUUCUCAAGGCCAAUCAGGAAGAAACUAAACCUGCCGCUCCUCCCAAGAAAUUCGUCACAUUUUCCGAGCACGAUUCUCGUGCAAUAGAAGCUGCGUAUCAGAAGCUUGUCGAGGACUAUGACAAUGGAAGAGAUCCGCGAUCGAGAGCCCAGAGUGGUAAUUUGGAACAAACCUCGGGGAGUGCUGGCGAGAAAGGAAACACGAGUAUCAAUGAAGCUGGGAAUAAUGAGGAGGCUGAUAGGAGUAUUAAGGUCCCAGUACAUGAGGAUUUCUUAUUCGAUGUCGAUAUUGAAAAGAGAGAACUUGCGCCGGUAUAUUGGCUUGGUGCGAUAUUUGAUGUUCGCAGAGGUAGUUGGUUCUACCAAGAGGGUGCAGUUCUCAAACCCUGUGAGGAGAAUCUGGCCACGCAACUUGAGGAAGGAUAUCUGAAAGUAAAACCGUUCCGUUAUCCUAAACCUCCGGAGAAAAGUACUGCUAGACCAUUAUCUAUAAAACCAGGGGAAGAACCCAGAUCAUUGGCCCGCAGUGGCGCUUUUGGGAGUAGAAACCGUAAUGGCUCUCCCUCUGUAACUCCAAAGGGCUCGGCAGAGAAUUUGAAAUCGCCACAGCUGGCUUCUGAUGAUGGUAGUAUACCAAAGGAUUCGCCGCCACCCCACCAACCUCAGACCCAUCGCUUGUUUGGCACAUAUAUGAAUUCUGUUGUUACCUAUCAAGAUGGGAAUGUAGCCUGGAUCUCAACUGAUAACAUCAUGUCUCGGGUUAGUAGCACCGUGUAUCAAAAGUUUGCGGGCGGUGGUUACCUAGGAGGUAUAAAGGUCGUUCGUGGAUAUUCGGAACCAGGUAAAACAAAAGACACGACAUCUGCCGACAAGGAUAAAACACCGAAAACUCCUACUAGCGCCGCCGCUGCUGCUUCGACUACUCCAGAGUACCUCCAGCUUGACGAUCGUCAGCAAAAAUUAAUCAAACGGCGGUCUGCACCUCCGAGCACAAGUAAUGCUAAUGCUUCGCCAGAAGAUAAUAGUACUGAGCUUCGGGAAGCAGCGUACAACAAGCUAAACUCUAUAGAUGCGGAUGCAGAAGCAGAAGCUGUGAGGAAACGUGAUGAGAAGGAGAUGCAGAAUGAUUAUAAUGAUCGAGAUGAUGAGAACCAAGGGCGUGAUAUUGAGCAUUUAAUUCUAGUGACGCAUGGCAUUGGUCAACGCUUAGGUAUGAGAACCGAAAGUGUUAAUUUCGUCCAUGACGUAAACGUUCUUCGGCAAACGCUCAAAAACGUGUACGAAAAUUCUGCCGAUUUGCAGGCACUAAAUGCGGAGAUUGAUAAACUCCCUAAAAAUUGCCGUGUUCAAGUUCUUCCUAUCUGCUGGCGUCAUUUACUUGACUUUCCUCGAAAAGGUGUCAGGCAAAAUCGUAAAGAGCAUGAUCUUGGAGACGCAUUUGGCGAGGAGGAAGAAUAUCCAAGUCUUGAUGAUAUUACUGUGGAGGGUGUACCAUUUGUUCGCUCUCUCAUCACUGAUCUUGCUCUUGAUAUUUUGCUGUACCAGAGUGCUUACAGAGAACAUAUUAGCAAUAUUGUUCUUACCGAGGCAAAUCGAAUUUAUAAUCUUUUCCGGGAACGAAAUCCAGAGUUUUCAGGAAAAGUCAGUCUGGUAGGACAUUCUUUAGGAUCGGCAAUCUUAUUCGAUAUUCUUUGUCGUCAGAGAGAAACUAAGAAACGUAAUGCAAGCUCUUCGCAUUACAAAAAUCGGUCUGCCCCAUCGACAUCGUCACAUGGUAAGAGUCUUGAAUUUGAAUUUGAUGUCGAGGAUUUCUAUUGUCUAGGAAGUCCAAUAGGAUUGUUUCAGAUGUUGAAAGGAAGAACUAUUGCUGCUAGAAAUCGCGUAGAAUCAUUGCCAUCCGAGAGUCCAAUGGAUAUAGACUCUAUGCAAGAUCCAUUUCUGGCAGCUAGCUCGGGUGCGGGCUUUCCAUCUGGAGAGCACAUUUCCAGUACUACAGGAUUGCCAUACUCGAUUUCUAGUCCUAAAUGCGUUCGGUUAUACAAUAUCUUCCACCCAACAGACCCAAUCAGUUAUAGGCUUGAGCCUCUUAUUGCUCCUGCAAUGUCAUCUAUGAAACCUCAACUACUACCUUAUACCAAGAAGGGUAUAUUCGGUGCAAACAUGAAUCAAGGUAUCACUGGCAUUGGAGCAAAAGUAGGACAAAGUGUUAGUGGAUUAUGGUCUAGUCUCAGCUCCGGCAUUGCGAGUAGUCUCCUAAAUCGCAGUCUCGGUCUCACGGGCGAAGAUGUCGAAAGGAUGCAAGCGUCGAAUUCAUCAAGUAUCAAAGGGCAAUCCGCGGGCGCGGGAACCAAUAUCGCAGGAGGAGUUGUCCCAGACCAUCCUUCGCUCCAGAGAGAAAAUACUAGUGAGAAGAUGAGACAACUUGCGGAGGAUACGGCGGCCGCUGAUAGGGAUGGCAUGGGUACCGCGCCUACCUUGAUUGAUGAUGAGAUUGAGACGUUGUAUGCUGGGUUUCAGAAGCGAAGGAAGCAUGAUAUGCCUGAUAUUGAUAGGGCGGAAUUGGAAGAGAAAGCGAGGAAGUUGAAGAGAGAAGAGGCGAAAGUGAGAGCGUUGAAUAAUAAUGGACGCGUGGAUUUUAGUAUUCAAGAGAGCGUACUAGAUUUCAACCCAAUCAACACCAUCGCCAGCCAUCUCUCAUACUGGGCCGACGAAGACGUAUCGCAUUUCCUCAUCGGACAACUUCUCUCGCGUCAUCGAAGCGUGACUCGCUUGAAUAACUUGAAUGAUCCGAGUGAGAGGGAGAGGGAGAGGGAGAGGGAUAGGGAAAGGGAGAGGGAUAGAGAGAGUAGUACUAUGUAUAAGAAUGAAGAUGAAGAUGAAGAUGAAGAUGAAGAUGAAGAUGAAGCAAAAUAA
Messenger RNA from Botrytis sinoallii, 3192 nucleotides. RefSeq lists its product as uncharacterized. Lineage: Eukaryota; Fungi; Ascomycota; Leotiomycetes; Helotiales; Sclerotiniaceae. Gene Ontology annotation, cellular component: cytoplasm. The record is from RefSeq and is a predicted model, not a curated record. The transcript is spliced from 6 exons. The coding region runs from base 1 to 3192 and encodes 1063 amino acids. Gene Ontology annotation, molecular function: glycerophospholipase activity; metal ion binding.